This is a messenger RNA of Aegilops tauschii subsp. strangulata, 849 nucleotides long. RefSeq names its product protein FAR1-RELATED SEQUENCE 1-like. Lineage: Eukaryota; Viridiplantae; Streptophyta; Magnoliopsida; Poales; Poaceae. The record is from RefSeq and is a predicted model, not a curated record. Gene Ontology annotation, biological process: regulation of DNA-templated transcription.
AUGAUGUCAACGCUGUCGCGUAUGUCCAAUGGUCUCCAGUACAUGGGACAUACUAGCCGCGACUGGGUAAACAAGAAACAAAAGUUUGCCAGAGAAGAGUCCCAAGAUGACGUCAAGAAACUUCUGGAUUUCUUCGAGAAGAUGCAGAACAUAAACCCAGAGUUCUUCUAUGAUUAUGAAGUUGAUGUAGAUAACCAUGCAGCAUUAAAAACUAUCCUCCCAGAUACACUACAUAAGUUGUGUCGGUGGCAUGUCAUGAAGAAGUACAAAGAUCACCUCGCCUUGUUGUAUAAGGCGCACGAGAAACUCAAGGAUGACCUCAAUGCGGUGCUGAACCACCCACUAAUGCCGUCAGAAUUUGAACAAGCAUGGAAGGACCUCAUUCAGAGAUACAACUUGCAAAACAACGAAGUGAUGAAUUCGCUGUGGGAUGACAGGCACGAGUGGAUCUCGGCUUACUACAAGGAAAUUUUCUAUGCUCGGAUGACUUCCAUGCAGAGAAGCGAGAGCAUGAACUGCAUACUGAAGAAAAACUUUGUCAAAGUGAAGCAUGAUCUCCAUCUCUUUGCUCAGCAGGUGGACAAAUGCAUUCAGACCAGGAAGGUCGUCGAGCAGGCAGAGACUGUAGCAAAUGAGACACAGCCGCCCGUCAACGCCUACAUGAUGGACAAAAGGUCAUGUGCGGCCAAGGCCACGACGAAGCAGGGCGGAAUAGAACGCAGCAACGUUGAUGUGGCCCAUAUCCAUUCCUUCCGUGAAUACUGUGCCAUAUGCAAGCUGCUCCGCUCGCCCAGCUCGGCACAAGACCUUGCCCCCAUGACGAGCACGACGGGCCUGCGAGCAAGCUAA